CCCGGUUGGACAAGAGAGAGUGGCUCACGCAAGUGUCAAAGAGACUCUUCCAAGUUCCGAAAUUGGAUGCAUUCAAUUAAUUUGGCAGAAAGGGAUUGAUACACGAUUGCCAUUUAUAAGGAAAACAUCGCGUUCAGAGGUGCUGGUCAGAGCCACGAGGGGGCAAUGUCUGACAGCAGUGGUGCUGCCAACAGCAGCAGCUGGACUGUCCUCACAGCUGAGGAGACUGUUGCUGAGACACUGAGGUCUGUAGCGGAAGGAACAGAACACCAUGAAGAUACACCCAGUCAUACUGCUGCAGAGAAACCUACAGAGAGUAGGCCUGGGGAGGAUGCUGUGUCUGCUGAAGAGUCUCACUCUGUGAAGCUACAGCAGGAAACACAACCAGAGAGAGACAAGGAUUACACCCCUGUUGUAGAGAGUCCCACCCAUGACCUUCCUUUUGACCCUGCCCCUGACUCCACCCCUGCCCUUGACUCCACCUCUGCUAGUGUUGCUCCUCAGAGCUCUCUGUUAGAAGUCCUCGCCCCCACAGGGCUUGACCCAAAUACACACAGCCAAUCCAGAAGCCUCCCUGGGAACCCAGCCCCUCCCAUCUCUGACCCUGAUUCGUUCUCUGACUCCUACACCCACAUUAGCUCCUCCCCCGACCUUGAAGAGCCCCCAGCCUUGCUGCUCAACACUGAGCAGGCGGGGCUUGUACAGGAAGCGGAGGGGUAUAUACAGGAUGUGCAUCAUCAUUAUGAGGAGGGGCUUGGGCAGGAAGAGGAGGAGUCUGAUCUGUCUGAGGUCAGGGCCAAGACAGACUCCCAUCUGGAAGCGGAGGUGGUGGGGGAGGAGGAGGAAGGGGUGUCCGGGGUGAGGAGGAGGAGGGGGUCUCUCCUGGCGGCUCUGGAGCGGAUCGGGAGGAAGGAGGAGGAAGAGGAGGAUGAGGAUGAGUUCCGGAUUCCGCAGCAGAGGGAGCAAGAGGAGACUGGUUUCUCUCUCAACAAGUGCAUCCUAGGAGCUGUGAUACUUCUGGGCCUCGGAACCAUCUUCUUCUCAGGUGUCUUCAUGGACCUGGAUGGUGAGGGGGACUAUGAUGCCAGGGAGCUGAGAGAAACUGAGGUGGUGGGAAAACAGGAAUGGCUGAAUCCUGAGGUUCCUCUUCCACCACCUGUAGAAGUUGACAGUACAGACCAACUGAAUAAACUGGCUAAAGAAGACCAACGGAUAGCUGUACUGCAAGCCCAACUCCUGGCACAGAAAGAGGAGCUAAAAGUAGCCCAGAAGGAGGCGGAGGAUGGAGGGAAGGAGAGAAAGAAGAGGGAGGAGGUGGAGAGGGAGCACGGUAGGAUGAAGAGAGAGAUGAUGACGCUCCCUGUCCUUCAGAAGGAGAACGAGAGGAUGAAGAGAGAGCUGGAGUCUGUUCCUGUCUUACAGAAGGAUCUAGAGACACUCAGAGCCACAGUGACUGAACUAAAACACAGCACAGCCAAGGAUGCAGCUCCACCUCCAGUCUCUGCCUCUGUCCCGCCCCCCUCUGGACAUGCUGGGGAUGACAGCCUGAACACAGCAGGAACGAUGGAGAGGGAGGGCAAGAAACCAGGGAAGGGAGUGAAAAAAGAGUUGAAGGAAGAGGAGACGGAUUGGAAUAAGGGAGGGAAGACGGAUUGGAAUAAGGGAGGGAAGACAGAUUGGAAUAAAGGAGGGAAGACUGAUUGGAAUAAGGGAGGGAAGUCGGAUUGGAAUAAGGGAGGGAAGUCGGAUUGGAAUAAGGGAGGGAAGACUGAUUGGAAUAAGGGAGAGAAGUCUGAUUGGAAUAAGGGAGGGAAGUCUGAUUGGAAUAAGGGAGGGAAGUCAGAUUGGAAUAAGGGAGGGAAGUCGGAUUGGAAUAAGGGAGGGAAGACGGAUUAUAAGGUUGAAAAAGAGUGGAGAAGUGGAAAAUAUGACCAGGAGAAAGAAGGAAAAGAGGAGAAAGAGUGGAAGAAGAAAGAAGACAAGAAGGGAGAAUGGAAGAAAGAUAAAUCUAGCAGAGGGAAUGAGGGAAAACCAUGGAAGGACAGAGGAAACAAGAUGGAAUGGAAGGAGAAGAGUGAGAAAAAAGACUGGAAGGUGGAGAAAGAUUGGAAAAAGGAAAACCCUGAAAGAUGGAGUGAUAGCAAGGAGUGGAAUGGAGAGAAGAAUGGAAAAGAGGACACAAAUCGAAGAAAAGGAGGUUGGAAUGAGGGCAGGGAUGAGUGGAAGGGAGAGAAGGAUGGAAAAGAGGACAAAAAUCGAAGAAAAGGAGGUUGGAAUGAGGGCAGGGAUGAGUGGAAGGGAGAGAAGGAUGGAAAAGAGGACAAAAAUCGAAGAAAAGGAGGUUGGAAUGAGGGCAGGGAUGAGUGGAAGGGAGAGAAGGAUGGAAAAGAGGACAAAAAUCGAAGAAAAGGAGGUUGGAAUGAGGGCAGGGAUGAGUGGAAGAACGACAAGGAUGACUAUAAGGACCUUGGCAAAGGAUGGAAGGAGAGAGGAGAGAAAAGGGAGUGGAAGGGAGAGAAAGAGUGGAAGAAAGACAAGGAUGACUAUAAGGACCUUGGCAAAGGAUGGAAGGAUAGAGGAGAGAAAAGGGAGUGGAAGGGAGAGAAAGAUUGGACAAAGAAAGACAGAAAGAAAGACGUCAGUAAAGAGUGGAAGAGUAAGGACAACAGGAGAGAAAAUGAGUGGUCGGAUGGAAAUAGAAAGAUGGAAGGAUUGAAGGAGGAGAGAAACGGUGGGAACUGGAAAAAGGACCGGGGGAAUGACAAGUACGAGAAGGACCACCACCACCACUACUCUAAGGAAGGGCAGAAAGAGAAAGAGAGGAGAAGGAGAGAAAAGGGCCCUCCCCAAACCCACCUCGGACUCCCCCUUGAGCAACCUGACUACUGGAGCCACCAGAGAGAACGACUGCAGCACAAACCCAACCCUCAAACCCACUGCAGUUCAGUGGAGGCCUGCGCUCAGGCAGAGGGGCUGCUCCCUGUCACCAUGCCGGAGUUUGAGGCCCUGCUCCUGGGUUACCUGGUCAAGGCAGAGAGGGUGGGGGUGGAGGCCUCCAAGAGGGAGGAGCUCAGUAAGCUAACCAAGGAGUUCUUCUGUGACGGAGUGUUCGUUCACGACCAGAUGAGCUUCAAGGACUUUGUGGAGGAUGUGGAUGACAUCUUAGAGGAUAUGGUGGAGGAUGAGGAGGUAGAGGAGGAGAUGGAUGACUUCGAGGAAGAGGCAAUGAACAGGUUUUCAGUUCCAGGGGGAGGAGAGAGGGAGAAGUGGAAGAAGGAUAGUGGGAGAGGACGGGUGUGAUGGAGUGAGAAAGGGAGUCAAUGCAUGUCAGGAGGAGCGGAAAGAUAAAGGUUGAGGAAAAUAGAUGGAUGUGCUGCAAGGUAGAAUUUAGGGAGCAACACGCAUAUAUAUAUAUAUAUAUAUAUAUAUAUAUAU
Messenger RNA from Oncorhynchus kisutch (coho salmon), 3435 nucleotides. RefSeq names its product pre-B-cell leukemia transcription factor-interacting protein 1. Gene Ontology annotation, cellular component: membrane. Bases 166 to 3300 code for a protein of 1044 amino acids. The record is from RefSeq and is a predicted model, not a curated record. Lineage: Eukaryota; Metazoa; Chordata; Actinopteri; Salmoniformes; Salmonidae. The transcript is spliced from 11 exons.